Coffea arabica (coffee) is the source of this 3995-nucleotide messenger RNA. RefSeq names its product cellulose synthase A catalytic subunit 2 [UDP-forming]-like. Gene Ontology annotation, molecular function: cellulose synthase (UDP-forming) activity. NCBI's taxonomy places the organism in Eukaryota, Viridiplantae, Streptophyta, Magnoliopsida, Gentianales, Rubiaceae. Gene Ontology annotation, cellular component: membrane. Gene Ontology annotation, biological process: cellulose biosynthetic process. The record is from RefSeq and is a predicted model, not a curated record.
UGUGGGGUUGGUGUUUCUUGUGAUGGGGUUCUUAAGUUUUAAGAGGAGCAUAGAGAGGCAGACAGGAGAAGAGGGAAGGAAGAGAGGGAAAAUAAGAAAAAACUAGGCAAAUGGUUCUUCGUCUUCGUCUUCGUCUUCUGUUCUUGAGUGAUUGAUAUUUUGCUCUCUCUCACUGUGUGUCGAAGUCUGUGAGAGAGGGAGAGAGAGGUGAGAGUCUUCUCUUUCUUUCUUGUGGACUGUGAAGGAGGAGGAGGUGGUGCUUUAGAACGUUCUCACUGUUUGUGUGAGUGUCUGUAGUGUUUUCUUGAUGGAUACCAAAGGGAGGCUUAUUGCUGGUUCACAUAACAGAAAUGAGUUUGUACUAAUCAAUGCUGAUGAGAUUGGAAGAGUAACAUCUGUGAAGGAAUUGAGUGGGCAGAUUUGUCAGAUUUGUGGAGAUGAGAUUGAAUUUACUGUGGAUGGAGAGCCGUUUGUGGCCUGCAAUGAAUGUGCAUUCCCUGUUUGUAGACCUUGCUAUGAAUACGAGAGAAGGGAGGGUAAUCAAGCUUGCCCUCAGUGCAAGACUAGAUACAAGCGCAUAAAAGGGAGUCCAAGAGUAGAGGGUGAUGAAGAUGAGGAUGAAUUUGAUGAUUUGGAGCACGAGUUUGACUAUAACAGCAAUGAGAGAAGAGACCCUCAACAGAUUGCAGAGGCAGCCCUUGCUGCUAGACUUAAUAUUGGCCGUGGUGGUAAUGUCAAUGCAUCUGGAAUUACUACCCCAUCAGAAAUGGAUUCAGCCCUUGAUUCAGAGGUCCCUCUCCUUACCUAUGGUCAAGAGGAUGAUGGCAUAUCAGCUGACAAGCAUGCUUUGAUAAUCCCUCCUUUUAUGGGUCGUGGAAAGAGAGUCCAUCCAGUUCCGUUUACUGAUAACUCCAUGUCUUUGCCACCUCGCCCAAUGGAUCCUAAGAAGGAUCUUGCAGUUUAUGGAUAUGGUACAGUUGCAUGGAAGGAUAGGAUGGAAGAGUGGAAGAAAAAACAAAAUGAAAAAUUGCAAGUUGUUAAGCAUCAAGGGGAUAAAGGUGGUGGAAAUAAUGAUGGAGAUGAGCUGGAUGAUCCUGACUUGCCCAAGAUGGAUGAAGGCAGGCAGCCACUUUCAAGAAAGUUGCCAAUUCCUUCAAGCAAGAUAAAUCCAUACAGGAUGAUUAUUCUAAUCCGCAUGGCGAUUCUUGGCUUAUUUUUCCAUUAUAGAAUUCUUCAUCCUGUCAAUGAUGCAUAUGGAUUGUGGCUGACAUCAAUUAUAUGUGAGAUAUGGUUUGCAGUGUCAUGGAUAUUUGAUCAAUUCCCCAAGUGGUUCCCUAUUGAGCGAGAGACAUACCUAGACAGACUUUCACUGAGGUAUGAGAAAGAAGGGAAGCCUUCUGAGUUAGCUCCAGUCGAUAUAUUUGUGAGUACAGUGGAUCCAAUGAAAGAGCCUCCCCUUAUCACAGCAAAUACAGUUCUUUCCAUCCUUGCUGUGGAUUACCCAGUGGAUAAGGUUGCCUGUUAUGUAUCUGAUGAUGGUGCUGCAAUGCUUACUUUUGAGGCACUUUCGGAGACAUCUGAAUUUGCCAGAAAAUGGGUACCAUUUUGCAAGAGGUUCAGCUUAGAGCCUCGAGCCCCAGAAUGGUAUUUUGCUCAGAAGGUUGACUAUCUCAGAGACAAAGUAGAUCCUACAUUUGUGAGGGAACGCCGUGCAAUGAAGAGAGAAUACGAGGAGUUUAAAGUUCGGAUAAAUGGGUUGGUUGCCAUGGCUCAAAAGGUACCUGAGGAGGGUUGGACCAUGCAGGAUGGAACUCCUUGGCCUGGAAAUAGUGUCAGGGAUCAUCCUGGAAUGAUCCAGGUAUUCCUGGGACAUAAUGGUGUCCGUGAUAUUGAAGGAAAUGAAUUGCCCCGUCUUAUAUAUGUUUCUCGAGAGAAAAGGCCGGGAUUUGAGCACCAUAAGAAGGCUGGAGCCAUGAAUGCUUUGAUUCGAGUUUCAGCAGUCAUCUCAAAUGCCCCAUACCUGCUUAAUGUUGAUUGUGAUCACUACAUCAAUAACAGUAAGGCUCUUCGAGAAGCUAUGUGCUUCAUGAUGGACCCCACAUCAGGAAAGAAAAUAUGCUAUGUGCAGUUUCCUCAGAGAUUUGAUGGGAUUGAUCGUCAUGAUAGAUAUUCAAAUCGCAAUGUUGUCUUUUUCGACAUAAAUAUGAAAGGCCUGGAUGGGAUCCAAGGUCCGAUUUAUGUUGGAACUGGAUGUGUCUUCAGGAGGCAAGCUCUUUAUGGAUAUGAUGCUCCUAAAAAGAAGAAACCCCCAGGCAAAACAUGCAAUUGUCUCCCAAAGUUGUGUUGCUGUUGUUGUUGCUCGAGGAACAAGAACAGGAAAGGGAAAUCGAAGGAUAAAAAGAAGACAAAAGGCAGGGAAACUUCAACUCAGAUACAUGCACUUGAAAACAUUGAAGAAGGAAUUGAAGGAAUUGAUAGUGAAAAGUCCUCCCUCAUGCCUCAGAUAAAAUUUGAGAAAAAAUUUGGACAAUCGCCUGUAUUUAUUGCUUCUACACUUCUUGAAGAUGGUGGUGUGCCUCCAGGUGCAACACCCUCAUCACUUUUGAAAGAGGCCAUCCAUGUGAUCAGUUGUGGUUAUGAAGACAAAACAGAAUGGGGGAAAGAGGUUGGUUGGAUAUAUGGAUCUGUUACUGAGGAUAUAUUGACCGGUUUUAAAAUGCAUUGCCAUGGCUGGCGAUCAGUAUAUUGCAUUCCUAAAAGGCCUGCAUUUAAGGGUUCUGCCCCUAUUAAUCUGUCAGAUCGUCUACACCAGGUUCUCCGUUGGGCCUUGGGUUCUGUUGAGAUUUUCUUGAGCAGACAUUGUCCAGUUUGGUACGGCUAUGGAUGUGGCUUGAAGCCACUGGAGCGAUUUUCAUACAUAAACUCAGUCGUCUAUCCAUUGACAUCGCUGCCGUUGAUUGCUUAUUGUACCUUGCCAGCCGUGUGUCUCUUAACUGGGAAGUUCAUUGUCCCCGAGAUAAGCAACUAUGCCAGUAUCAUUUUCAUGGGCCUCUUCAUAUUAAUUGCUGUUACCGGUAUCCUGGAAAUGCAAUGGGGUGGUGUUGGCAUAGAUGAUUGGUGGAGAAACGAGCAGUUCUGGGUUAUUGGCGGUGUGUCAGCGCAUCUUUUUGCUCUCUUCCAAGGUUUACUCAAGGUUUUAGCUGGUGUCAAUACCAACUUUACCGUUACAUCAAAAGCAGCUGAUGAUGGGGCGUUUUCUGAGCUUUAUCUGUUUAAGUGGACUUCAUUAUUGAUCCCUCCAAUGACCUUGUUAAUAAUUAACAUCAUCGGCGUCAUUGUUGGGGUGGCAGAUGCCAUCAAUACUGGAUAUGAUUCUUGGGGUCCACUGUUUGGGAAGCUGUUCUUUGCCUUUUGGGUGAUUGUCCAUUUAUACCCAUUCCUGAAGGGUUUGAUGGGGAGGCAGGAUAGACUUCCCACUAUUAUUGUGGUGUGGUCAAUCCUGUUGGCUUCAAUAUUCUCCCUGCUAUGGGUCCGUAUCAACCCUUUUGUGAACAAGAAUGGCAUUGUAUUAGAAAUUUGUGGGUUGGACUGUGAGUGAGAAGAUACAGGAAGGAUAGAAAACAUUUAGAUGGUUGAGAUGAUACAGAAGAAAGGGCUGCGUCUUGGGGUGAAAAUGAAAUCCCAGAGGGCACAGUUUGUUGUUUAUUCAAGAAAGUGGUAUAAAUUGAUUGGAAGGAACUCUGUCAUGGGUUGUGUAGAUAAAAAGAGCCGAGGCCAGUCAGGUUGAUAUUUGUUUGCAAAGUUUUUCUUUGAUUCUUUUGAUAAAUUUUUUAGAUUUUGUUGUUUGGAAGAAACAUAAGUGGAAAAAUAUCUGUGCAGUCCCAAAAAGAACAUAAUGUUUCAUAAUUUUAUAUUCCCUUCUUAAUAAGGGACUCCAUACAAGCAGUGUUCUCAAAACUCUAGUUUCAAUAUAAUCUCUCUCUCCUCAUUUCUCA